Saitoella complicata NRRL Y-17804 is the source of this 1909-nucleotide messenger RNA. RefSeq names its product MFS general substrate transporter. Bases 1 to 1785 code for a protein of 594 amino acids. The record is from RefSeq and is a predicted model, not a curated record. Lineage: Eukaryota; Fungi; Ascomycota; Saitoellomycetes; Saitoellales; Saitoellaceae. Gene Ontology annotation, molecular function: transmembrane transporter activity. Gene Ontology annotation, biological process: transmembrane transport. The transcript is spliced from 3 exons. Gene Ontology annotation, cellular component: membrane.
AUGUACAUGGAUUUUGCUGUGUACCCAGAACACCUCCUAAAAGACGUCCUCUUCCCCCAGGACGCAUACACCCCCGACGGAACAUACUGGGCCGACCUCCCCUUCUGGCCCCGAGUCCACUGGAUCAACGCCCAAAACUCUGCCGAAACAAAACGCGAAUUGGCAGCCCUAUGGGCGACCUUCAAAAAUGAUCCCCUCGACCCCAUUCGGAUUUACUUCAAGAAGUAUGUUAUGACCGGGAUGGGGUUGUUUGUUGAGGGAUACACGCUUUUCAGUGUCGGGAAUAUCAAACCCUUGUUUCAGGUUGUUUGGCCAGCGUGUUGGAGUACUUUCGCAGUCUGCGACCGGACAUGGACCCACGCAGUCGAAUACCUCGAAAUCGUCGGUAUCAUCGUCGGGCAGAUCUACGUCGGUAUCAUCGGUGACUGGAUCGGGCGCCGAAUGGGAAUGAUCCAAGAUGCAGCGAUCAUGACACUCGGCUGUAUCCUCCUCACAGGAAUGUGGGGAACGAGUUUGAAUGGGUGGGUCAUCAUGUAUGCACUCUCGCUCAUGUUUUACUCUGUCGGUGUCGGAGGCGAGUACCCAAUGACAGGCAUCUCCGCAAUGGAAACAUCCUCCCUCCGAUCCUCCUCCGACGACAAACUCCACCGCGGCCGGAACGUCUCCCUAGCAUUCCUCAUGCAAGGCUGGGGCCAACUCGCGAACCAAGCUAUCCUCAUCGUGGGCAUGUUGGCAUUCCAUGGUGGUGCGAGUGAGCCUUACAGUAAACUCGCGACACAGUGGACGUUUAGGGUGAGUUUUGCGGCGGUGGGGGUUGUUACCGCAUACCUCCUCUACCACCGAAUUUACCACCUCAAAUUCGCGGACCAAGCACUCCGCAUCUCGAAGAAGAAGCAGAAAGUCACCGGGUAUGACGUACAGUCCCUCAAACUCGUAUCUACGCACUACUGGCACCGACUCGUGGGUACCGCGGGGGGAUGGUUCGCCAACGACUUUUUCUUUUAUGGGAACAAGAUUUUCCAAGGUGUCUUUCUGAGGAUCAUCACGCCUGAUGCCUCGGUUAUGGAUUUGUGGUUGUGGAAUUUGGUCAAUAUUGGGUGUUCGCUCGCUGGGUACUACCUCGCCGCACUCCUCAUCGACCACAAACUCUACGGCCGGAAACACAUGCAAUCCGUCGGAUUCUUGGUCCAGUUUAUUUUGUUUAUCAUCCCGGCUGCGAUGUACGAUACACUCCGCACACCCGGGACCCCGAUCAAGAUCUUUCAGUUCUUAUACUUUUUCUCGAGUUUCUGGCAGCAGUUUGGACCUAAUUCGACGACGUUCUUGCUUGCUGCGGAAGUCUAUCCCGCACCUGUUCGCGCUUCUGCCCACGGAUUCUCGGCUGCGUGCGGGAAAUUGGGAGCACUGAUCCCGACAAUCAUCUACAACUACGUUCCCAACCACACCAAAUUCUGGAUCGUGACAUGGUUUGGUCUACUAGGGCUCGGUUGCACAGUCCUCUUCAUCCCCGACACGACUGGUUUGGAUUUGGUCGAGCAGGAACGGUAUUGGACAUAUGUCCGUGAAGGCCGCGAGCAGGAAUAUCAUGGUAUCGCUAUCCAUCCUCGGCAUCUGAGUUGGUGGGAACGGGUUGUGUUGAAGAGGGAUAGGGGGUAUGAUCCGGUGAAGGAUCGGGAGGCGAAGAUUAGGGAGUUGAGGGCGGUUUAUGAGGCUGGCGCAUGGAUGGGGAUGAAAAGGAAAAGGCAGAGCAUUGAGGAAGCGAAGCAUGAACACGACGAGCAUUAACAUUGUCAUUGGCGUUUGCGGGAACAUUUUAUUUAUAGAGGGGACUUCUUGGUGUGAAUUGAAAAAGUUUGAUUCGUUUGGAAUGGAAUGUAACUGCGAAAUAUCAAAUGCUCCUGUAUCCCGU